Messenger RNA from Synchiropus splendidus (mandarinfish), 2365 nucleotides. It is a transcript of the gene cbx3b, whose product is annotated as chromobox homolog 3b. The transcript is spliced from 5 exons. Gene Ontology annotation, biological process: chromatin organization; negative regulation of transcription by RNA polymerase II. The record is from RefSeq and is a predicted model, not a curated record. NCBI's taxonomy places the organism in Eukaryota, Metazoa, Chordata, Actinopteri, Syngnathiformes, Callionymidae. Gene Ontology annotation, cellular component: pericentric heterochromatin; nucleus. Gene Ontology annotation, molecular function: chromatin binding. Bases 226 to 813 code for a protein of 195 amino acids.
ACCUUUUCCCUUGGCAACCACUUCCUCCGAGCAUCCACACGGCCAUCUUUAAUUCACAGUCUCUCGCCGAAAAAGUUGUCUGGUUCAUGUAAACACGCCGAAAGCGACACGUUUCGAAGCCCGGAGCCGCCCGGAAGCCACAUAAACACGGUGUUUGUGUAGUUCUGACUACGACGAGAGCAGAGCAGCUGUGUGUCCGCUGAGAAUAAGUCAACACCGGGAACGAUGAGAAAGAAGCAGACAGCCAAGCAGAGGAAGACAGAGGAGAGCACAAUCGUCCAGGAGUUUGCAGUGGAGAAGAUACUACGCAGGAGAAUCUUUAAUGGAAGAGUGGAAUACUUCUUGAAAUGGAAAGGCUUCACAGAGAAUCUCCACAGUGCAGAUAACACCUGGGAGCCUGAGGACAAUCUGGACUGCCCUGAACUCAUCGACGACUUUUUGAGAAACAGGCAUUUUCCAGAUGAGAAUGAGGAAGAGCAGUGCGUGCAGCAGGAGUAUGACUUCAUCCCAAAAGAAGAAGUGAUGGAACAAGAGACGGAAAUUUCCUACAUGCAGUCACACAUGGUGCCGAGUGACGAAGGUGACACCCUGGAUCCGGACGCCCCCGCCGACCUCACUGUUCUGCAGGAACCUGAAUGCAUCAUUGGCUCCACAGACCGACAGGGAGAACUCAUGUUUCUUGUCAAAUGGAAGCACACUGGCGACGUGGCCCUGUUGAAAGCCCGAGACGCCAGCGCCAGGUACCCUCAGGUCGUCAUCGACUUCUACGAGCAGAAGUUAACUUGGCACAGCAAGGAAGAGGAGAAGCAGUGACGAACGCAUGCGUUUGUGUGGGACUGAGACUCUGCAUUGACCUCAAGUUUAAUCCGACAUCCCUCUACUGUGGAUUCUCUGUGCAAGGGACAGAGUGAGGGAGACGACUACUAACAUAGUGCAGAGCUGAUGGACGGUCAGACUAACAUGUAGCAGCUUUAUUCUUCAGUAGCGGACAAAACACUGUGGUUUAAUGUUUGUGUAGUUUUGUUAGUAUUUAUUGUCCUGUUACCUUUCACUAUUGGACCUUUUGUUGUUUUGCGUGUGCCUCGACAUUUAUCGUCAUACCCGGACUACCUUGGUUCGGCUAGGUUGAUCUGCUGUGUGCUUCUACUGUCUAGAUCUGUGAUAAAGGUUUGUAUUGUUUUACCAGAGUAGAGUUGGGUGACAGUUUUUGCCAAAAAGUUUCGGAUUCAUCUUUCAGUAGUCCCUGCGUGGAUAUGCCCAGUGUCGGCAUGGAUUUCCUCGACUGUCCGAAUCCAUGCUCUUCAUUUUAGCCCCCAGACUGCAUCCUGAGCGUUAGCUGAAUCUACUGUGUGGGCAUUUCUUUGAUCCUCUAUAAAUGGGUGCCAUCCUUUAAUAUUUAAAAAAAAAUAGUAUAGUAUUGUGUGGGGGCCCAGGGUAGGUCCCCCAUAACUCGCUGCAGCAGCUGCUUUCCGCAGUUGUGAGGUGCAAAUUUUGUUUCUAUCCGGCAUAUAAAGCGUGCGCGACAGGACUGUUGUCAUUGCUCUGAGCUCCUUCUCACCUCCCACUCUUGUCUUGCUACCCUCUCAAUAUAUAUGGACGCAGCACAUCUCGGGUACAUUCAAUUAUUAGCUGGUUUACUAUUGCCUUAGAAAGGUGCAGUGCAGCAACUACUGUGCAGUCGCUGCAGAUAUGACAAGCAGCAACACCUUCAGCAUCCCAGCACAGCUGCAUUAGGUAGAAACCCAUUUUGAUCACAUUCACUGAUAAUACGGUGGAAAACUGGAGGCAAAAAUAGGGCCUGACAGUAGGGCCCUGUUUUUGAAAACCUGCUCCACUCUGAGUCAUAAAACACACAAACUCAAUAUCAACAUUAAUUGCAAUUGAUCUCAUUUUUAAAGUAAUAAAACAAUCUUGCUGGCCGGAUUUGGCCCCCUGGCCUCGAGUUUGAUAUCAAAUAAACAUGCUCACUCAAGUAUGAAGUAAAGGGGUUUCCUAAACUUGUACAAAAACUGUGUUUUUCAUUACUACUGUCUGGGUUUAGACAUUUCAAAUCUGGCCCCUUCUAUGUUGAUUAAAUAUAUCACUUUAAAAAAAAGAAAAAGGAAAGAGGAUUUCCAACUUUGCUGAGCUGUGCUGGCACGUGUGACUGAGCCGCAGCUGUACCUCGUGUGACUGCUGACACGCAGUCAGCUGAAGUGUUCACCUUCCAAAACACGUAGAAUUACUGAAGGACUGUAACUGUUGACCAUGUAUCUGUGAAGUCAAUAAAGACAAAUUUGUUUUGGAAUUUCCCCAAGAGUUGUAUUUCAACAGGACAUUCUUUCAGCGACUGUUGAUAACGGGGGUCGUCCCAGUGGCAUGAUGU